AGAGGAACCACACCACUCAAAUCAAAAUCUCUCCACCACGCCAAAAACCAAACGAGCAGCGCCCCACUUUUCUCCGAUUCCUCCCAAAUCCCAGGCGUUCUAUCUCCAUCUGAAUACGGGUAGCGGGCAAAACAUUGAAUGGCGGCGGCGAUUGUGGAUGAGAAGUUCUGUUACGGCGAGGAGACGAGCCUGACGGUGAGGAAGACGUCGGUUUUCUUCCCAGGGGAUGGGUUCCUGGUUUACGACCCGAACGGGGAGGUUCUGUUACGGUUCGAUUCUUAUGGGCCGGAGACCAAAGACGAGCUGGUUCUCAUGGACGCUUCCGGCAAGUGCCUCCUCACCCUCCGGCGCAAGAAGCCAAGUCUCCAUAACAGAUGGGAAGGCUUCCUCGGCGAGGGCGGGUCCAACCACGGCGCCUCCUCCGCUGCCGACGGCGAGUCAACGGCGAUCGGCCCCAUCUUCACGGUGUUCAAAUCCAGCAUAAUCGGACAAUCCUCGCUGAUGGUAGAGCUCUACAACGAUUCAGGGGAAGAGUACCAAAUCGAAGGCUCCUACGUCCACAGAUCCUGCACCGUCUACUACUCCUCCGCCGCCGGCUCGACGGCCAAGGAGCCCGCGGCGGAGAUCAAGCGCAAGGUGGACCCCACCACCGGCGUCACGCUCGGCCGCGACGUGUUCUGGCUCUGCCUCAGGCCCGGCUUCGAUGGCGCCUUCGCCAUGGGGCUGGUCCUGGUCCUCGACCAGAUGACCGGCGACCGCCUCGCCGCCGUCGGCGAAGGCGGCGAGGAGGGUGGUGUUGAUGGUGGUGUGAGUGCGCUGCAGAUGAGUACGGUUGUUCCGGUAACGGAUUAGUGGGGGGUACGUGUGUCGCGGCAAGGAUUGCGAAACUGUAGUGGAGGAGGUUAUACGCGGAAAAAAAAAGAGUCGGCGCAGUAGAGUGUUUCGUAUUGAAACAGUGACUCAGAAAGUUUCAAACUGUGCUGAAAUUGCAGAUAUCGAUUUGGGUCCGGUAUUCGGUAUUUUCGGUUCGACUGGCCGAUACGAUAUAGGGUUUUCUCAAUCACUGUGUGUGUCGAACGUGUGUGUUGAAUUUUGACGGUUGUUGAAAAUUUCGAAUGUAGACAUUGAUGAGCGUGGAAUAUUGUUUAAGUUUUUGUAUCGGCUUCUACUAAACUAGAUCGUGCUUAUA
Linum tenue is the source of this 1189-nucleotide messenger RNA. NCBI's taxonomy places the organism in Eukaryota, Viridiplantae, Streptophyta, Magnoliopsida, Malpighiales, Linaceae. The record is from the annotation of a GenBank genome assembly.